AUGCAUUGUUCGUCUCCCAAAAUGGUUUGCGAGACUAAAAUAGUUGCGGACGACCCCGACGCCAUAGCUGGGAACAAAAAAGAUUCUCUGAUCGUUUCCUCUUCGCAGAUGUGGACCUCGGCUUCCGACUCGUUUGAGCGGAAAGACGCGAGACGGGAGCAGGUUUUAAUCCGAGACUUCGAGCGCGCGGACACCGCGGAGGUGCGCCGCAUCUUCAAUGAAGGCAUCAUGGAGCGGAUACCCAACACGGCCUUCCGCGGUCUUAAACACCAACCACACACUCAGUUUAUUUACGCUGUGCUUACAGUAAUGUGCUUUGUUAUGACCAAGUCCGUCAUGCUGACAUGCUGCACACCUUUCAUUCUAUUGGGAGCACGCUAUUACUAUAGCAGAAAAGUCAUCCUCAACUACUUGGACUGCGCACUCCACACAGAUAUGGCUGAUAUCGAGUCAUACUACAUGAAGCCCACAGGUUCUUGUUUCUGGGUGGCAGUGCUGGACGGUCAGGUGGUGGGCAUCGUCUCAGCACAGGGACGAGAAGAAGACAACACGGUAGAGCUGCGGCGCAUGUCUGUGGACUCUCGUUUCCGUGGGAAGGGCAUUGCCAAGGCGCUGGGACGACGGGUCCUAGAGUUCGCUAUGCUUAACAACUACUCGGCCGUGGUUCUGGGAACGACAGCAGUCAAGAUGGCCGCCCACAAGCUCUACGAAUCAUUGGGUUUUCAAAAGGUGGGCGAGUCCGACAACUACACUCUGCCUGGAAUGAGCCGCUCGCUGAUGGAAAGGCUCUUCUUCCAGAUCCGCUACAGCCGCUACCGGCUACAGCUCCACGAAGAGUGAGAGAGAGUGAGAGUGAACGAAAGUAUGAGCGAACGAGUGGACGUAAGAAAGCACGUGAGAGUAUGAACACCGACCACAACCCUUAAAUCACCUAAACCAAUCCACCUCUUAAACCAUAUUAUUAUUAUUUUUUAAAUCACAAAUGUUAUUUCUACCACUAUGUCUAUUAAUCCCUUAACCGUUAUGUUUUUUUCUUUUAACAUUUUACUUUAAUAAUUUCUUUCAUGAUCUUUUUACCAAUAUCAGCUGAACCUCACAAUUAGUUUAUAUAUACGUAUAUAUACUACUAUAUAUCAAAAAGGAGUAAUGAUAAAACCCUGAUCUUAACAAGAGUAAAAUGCCACACCACAAAGCAAGGCAAUAGGUCGGUCAGACUCUCUUUUAAAUCUGUUGUAAGGGCUGAUCUGAUAGCUAGCACUGACUUUUCUCAAAGAUGGCAGAAUGAAUGGAGGGGUGUACAGAGGAAAGGAAAAUGGAUACAGUUACGAAUCUCUUUCCAAUGUCACACUACUCUGUUAAAUGUACACGAAUGCAGGUGUUGAACUUCAUAAAAUGGAAAGGCUGGUGACACUAGCAGUCAAGCAAACAAUAUUUACUAAAGCACAGCAAGGUUUUCUAUGUCUUAAGAAUCAGAAGAUGGGUAAACAGUGAAGUUAGCAUUAAAGUGAAAUAACUCCUAGUUAAUCCUGCACAGUUUAACUCUGAGUUAACUCAAGAGUGGUGGUGAAUUUACUGUAAGGGAGGAGUCCUACUAUACAUACAUAUAUAGUAACUGAUAUUUUGCCUCUAACUCUUCCUGUUUUUUUUUUUUUUUUUUUAAAUUACAGACCAGUCUCUCAAUCUUUCCUUUUGUGUUGCUGGAACAGAUCAGAUAUUGCACAGAUUGUAUUGCUGUAUAAGAUCUAUAUUGUGUUAUGUCUUAAUGUUACUAAAAUACCUACUUAUUUAAAAUCGGAAUGAAUUGGACCUAGAUGAACGAGAUAUUUAUUUGCAGUCAGUGAAAUUUGAUUUGACAUCAACAUAAAAAAAAAAGAACUCUCCUUACAAAUGCAUAAUUUCCAUUAAAACAUUACCAAGUUUCAACAAUGCAAAUUGAUACUGUUGCGGUAUUAAUAAACGUAAUAUGCAUCUGUUAUAGCUCGUUGGAUCAGUCAUAAACCUGAGCACAAAUUUGGAUUUGACAAAUUGACUGCGUAAAUAUUCACUAUACAAACCUUUAUAUUUUACAGAAAUAUGGGAAUAUGUAAAUGUGAAACAUUUGAAUACAUAUCGAUGGCAGAUAUAACUGAAAAUCUCUCACCAUAUCCAUUCUCCUAGGAACGUACCAGCAAUGGGAGAGAUACAAGCCACAACGAGCCUCAUUUGUGAAAUAUUCUUGUAUAAAGUUAAGAAACUAAAUGUGAUUAAAACUAAGUAACGUAGCGCAAAAAAAAAAAAACCAACAAAACGACAAAAAAAACCCAACUUGACCCUUUCCAAUUUUCCUUGACUUGACUUUUACCUAUCCAUGAAACUGACUGCAGCCCUGGGCCAGCCCCUCCCACACCUUAACCCCACUCACUCGGCCCCCACCCCACCUCUGCAUGCGCCACUGAGCCUUGUUGCGCUGCUUCUAUCUCCAUUCAAGCUUGUACGACCCCUAAAUACCCCUCUGUGAUGUUAUAGCAGCAGCGCGAAACAUUCAGUCAAGUAACUCAAAGAUGAUCGAUUGAUGACGGGAAGGUUAAGUGUAUGACGUAAGAGAUGAACCUACCGACUCGCUGCUUCGAUGACAUCACAGUUGCCAAAAGUAGAAUGCAAAAGCAAUGCAAAUAUGUGGCAUGCCUCUGUACCUGGUUCGUACGUAUGGUGCCUGCCCUGGAAAUGAUGUAACUCUGUUUAAAAAUAUGUAGAACAAGC
Molecule: messenger RNA, 2739 nt
Organism: Ictalurus furcatus (blue catfish)
Lineage: Eukaryota; Metazoa; Chordata; Actinopteri; Siluriformes; Ictaluridae
Gene: aspnat
Product: N-acetyltransferase 8-like
Exons: 3
Coding region: 1-840 (279 amino acids)
Cellular component (GO): mitochondrial membrane
Molecular function (GO): L-aspartate N-acetyltransferase activity
Source: RefSeq, a predicted model, not a curated record